AUGACCCCCAAGGCCCGGCGGGGCGCGGGGAGCCGCCGCGCCCACCUCCCGCAGUUCAGACUCCUGGCAAACUCGGCGCGGGCGGGUCCGGGUGCGGCUCGCAGGCGCGGGCGGGGGGCGCGCGGGGCGGAGCGGGCGGGGGGCGCCAGGACGCCCCCGGGCUGCCUCCUGGGGCCGGGCGUUGACGCAGCAGAAAUUACCAGCUGGAAAAUUCCCCUUUCGGAGGUGACGGGGGAGGGACCGCGGCGGCGGCGGCGGCAGGAGGCGCCGAGGGCGAGGGGCGCGCGGCAGCCCCGUCGCCGCCGCCGCCUCCGCCUCCGCGCGCAGCCCCGCGGGGACCCCGCGUCGCCCUCGCCCGCCCCGCCCCGCCCGCGCCACCGGAGCUCAGGGACCGGAGGGGACCGGGCGGGGGUCGCUACCGCCACCCCCGGAGCCGCAGCCGGGCGCGCCGACCGCCUUCGGGAGGGCGCCCCCGCGGGGCGGGGCGCGGCGGGGCGCGAGGGGCAGGCGGCGGGGGCGCGCCCGACUCGGAGCGGCCCCGGCCCGGAGCAGCCGGCCCGGCCCGAGCCCCGGCCCCGCCGCGAUGCGCCGGCCCGGCCGCGGACAAUGAGCCGGCGCCGCUUACCUGUGACCCCAUGGGGCGCGGGCGAGGGCGGGCGCCGCGGCCGCCGGACCAGCGCGGGUGAUCGCCGCGGCCGCCGGGCGAGCGCUGCGUCCGGGCGGGUCCGAGCUGCGCGCUCGCCUCGGCUGCUGUGUCCGUCUGUCCGUCCGUCUGUCCGUCAGGCCGGCGCGCGCCCCCGCGCCGCUCCAACCCCGCGGCCCCCGCCGCCCGCGCGCGCGCCCCGCCUGCGGACCCUGACCCCGCCCCCCGGCGCGCGCCCGGCCGCUGCUGAUUGGCCCGCGCCCCGGCUCCGGCCCCGGCCACCGCCCCGGGCCCCGCCCCGCCGGCCCGGCCGCCGCCCCGCCCCUCGGUCGGCCGGCUCCGCUCGCGGGGCGGAGGGGGCCUCGGCGGGGUCGGUUCGCCUCCGCCCCCCCGUGGGCGGCCGGACAGCGGAAGUGCGGGCUGGAGCUCGCUCGGAAUUGUGGGAAGCCCCCUCUGCGGGGCUGGCGGGGGGCGGGGGCGGCGCGGCGUGGGGUCUCCAGGCGCCCGAGCCCCUUCCCACGGGGACCCAGCAGCCGGGAAACCACCGAUGGGAGAUGCGGGUCGGGACGAGGUCAACCCAACCCUGCCCGGACUGCGCCCCUGGCGUUGCCCACGCGCCUGUUCCUCGGGGGCGCGGGGUCCCCCGGCCGCAAGCUAGAAUAAGCGCUCCCACGGCGCCCAGGGGCUCGGGGCCGCGCUGUCGGGGACCUCGGCGCGCCCAGCGAGAGGCGCACCGCGGGGCAGGGGCCACGGGACAGUGCCUGCCACCGGGGCUUGAGUUUGGCCAACUGAGGAGCAUCGGCGGUCGCGCGUCGGUUCUUCCCCCCGCGAGGUCUGUCUGGGGGGUGCGGGGUCCUGCGAAGCAGCGGGUGCCCCGCUUCCCCCGCAAGCGAUCUCGAAUCGUGCUGCCCGAGAUGGGCCCUGCGCGUCCCUUCUCGCCCCCGCUGUCCUCCAGUCCUCGGGCGGGCAGAAUGGGAAGCGUGGCCCCGCAUUCUUGGCUGGCCUGUGCGGGGGCAAAGGCCACCUCGCUUCCUCUCCCGGACGCGACGGUGGGAAGGGAGGUGAUCCUGUGGCUGGCCAGCCGCGGCAAGGGAGUCGAGCACGACCUGGCCAUCCAAUGGGGAGGCGCCGCAGGCGGUCUGCGCCCUACCUCCCUACGGGCCCAGCGCCGCGGAAUUCCUGGGAAGGGCCCCUCCCAGGCCUUUCCUCCGGAGGACCCCGGGUCUGGCACCGCAGGCCCACGUUUCCUGGGCCCUCUCAGACCCCGGGCCCUUGAAGGGCAGGCUCAGUUCCAAGAGCUGCCUGGCUGGCAGGGCCCCCUGCACCACGUGCUCAGCCAGCCCUCCACCUGCCCUCCACCCCCCACUGUGUGGCUUCAGGGGGCAGAGUUGUUGGGAGGGGACCCAGCCCCACACCGGGUCUGCUCCUGUGAGGCAGAGCCCCAGAGGCGCUUUGGGAAGAAAUGUCCCUUCACCUCUCCCUUCCUAGUGUCCCCCUGGGCCAGCCCCCUCGCCAGGCCCUUCACCCCCACCCCCACCUCCCCCCCGGGCAGCGUCUCCCCCUCUACCCCAGCUGGGUUCUCUAGGGCUGUCUUCAGGGCAAUCACUGGAAACUGCCCAGAACCUGUCCCUGUCCUCUCCAAGCCCCUGCUGGAAGCGGACAGGGAGGGAGAGAGGCUGAGGGCAGGGCAGGAGACGCAGCCUAAGGAUGCCCGGGCUGUGCGCAGAAACCGCCCUCUGCGCGUCAUGCCGGGCCCCGUGGGUGGACUGGGGGCCGGCCCUGGGCUGCAGCAGAGCCCCACCCGUGGGCUGGGGGCCGCCUGGCUGAGGCUGGAGCCUGCUCCUGGGCCUGGCUCGGCCGUGUCUGCCCCAGGCCCGCACCAGGGCCCUGCCUUCCUGACCUUCACUCCAGACAGAGGCUGGGCCACACCUGCCGUGUGCCUGGGAGGGGCUGGUGUCAGAGGGCAGGGGCAGAAAGCUGGAGGUGAGGUGGGGCUGACCCGGGCGGGGCGGGAACCGGGCAGAGCAGGGGGGCGCCACGGGGCGGAGCCGCUGUCCCUAGUGCCAGCGCAUAGCCAGGCCAGCUCGGGGGUGGGCCGCAGCCUGGGCAAGCCCGGGGGCUGUGGGUGGAGCUGGUGCCUGUCCCUGCGGAUCUGUGAACAGCUUGGCCUGACUGCUGACCUUGUCCUCUCCUGGCACUUCACCUCCCACCCCACCAGGCCUCUCUCUGGGGGCCACCAGCCUGCCCCAGCCCCCCCCCCACCGCGGGCCCUGCCCCCAGGGCUCAGCUGUCUGAGGCCGGCCUGA
Messenger RNA from Eubalaena glacialis (North Atlantic right whale), 2949 nucleotides. RefSeq names its product collagen alpha-1(II) chain-like. The coding region runs from base 1 to 2949 and encodes 982 amino acids. The transcript has 6 exons. NCBI's taxonomy places the organism in Eukaryota, Metazoa, Chordata, Mammalia, Artiodactyla, Balaenidae. The record is from RefSeq and is a predicted model, not a curated record.